UAAAAUAUAAUCACUUUAAAUAAAUCAUUAUAAUUGAUCACCCGUUGUGAACAAAUGAAAACAAGAAUGAAUCAUAUUCAUACACCGUCGUUGUUGUACAUAUACCUGAACUCAAGCUGUCGUUCAAACCGAAGCCCCGCCCCUUUACUUCAGCCCCUCCUCUGAUUGGUCAGACUCUGACAGGCGGACACGCGUUUCCUCAAUUGAACACAGUCAGGUUUGACUCUGGUUCAUUUGGUUGUUAAAGAGAAAACAGUGACGUCUCCGCCGUGAGAGUUUUUGAACAAACAGUGGAUUUGGUUUUGGUGGUAUUUUUUUUUUCGACUACCACUACGCCGGUGAUUCGAUGCAGCUCCAGGUCGCAGUGCUGUAGUUGAGGCUCCAGGUCGACAGGAUGACACGGAUUUUCUGGGACACAGUUCUUCUCAUCAGCGGUUCCCUCUUUACUUUUGGAGCAGGGCCAAGCAACUCAACGAUUCAAGCUCCCGUAUCCUUUGAUACAAACUCGUCUGUCGCUUCAAACACCUCGCUGAGCAGCAGCGCUAACGCGAGCUCCUCCGCUAACACACAUGAAGCUCAUCAAGUCAGAAGUCUCAUCUUCACAUUUGAAGCAGGGAAGAGAAACGAGUCACUCUUCGAUGCUGGGCGUCCGGUCCAUCCAAAUGAUGCUGUUCCUCAGAACAUCUCUGCACCAACAGGCAGCAACAGCAGGACUACAACUACAACGACAACAUCUGCAGCAGCUACAACCACCAGCAGCCUCCAGGUUAAAAAGUUUGUGAUCGCGGCCGUUCGGUCACAUUUCGACGAGUGUCCAGACUCCCAUCGCCACUUCUGCUUCCACGGCACAUGUCGUUUCCUGAUACUGGAGGAGACGCCUGCGUGUGUGUGCCAUCCAGGCUUCAUGGGGAUGAGGUGUGAACACGCAGACCUGCUGGCUGUGGUGGCGACCAAUCACAGACCACACAACGUUGCCACGGCGCUGGUGUUGUGUGUUAUUGGGUGUGUUCUCAUCAUACUGUUGUGUACACUGUUACAUUGCUGGUGGCAGCAGGAUUGUCGACGGCGACGUUACACACAGCGUUACGUCCAGGAGAAACACGCCACUUCCUGUUAUCCCCCAGAGAGCGUGGUUUGAAGCCGUUCUUCAACCUUCAUCUCAGAACCAGUGUCGAAGAAGAAACCAUUACGACGUGUGUGUCUGAGGUCGGACUGUUGGAGGCUGCUGUUCAACAAUCCGUGACGUUCCUGUUUUUGUGCACUGAUUUUCGAGUCCUUUGGACCAAAACGACACAGGAAUGUGUUUUCUCCCGUCUUUGAUUCUGUGGAAAACAACAAUUCGUUCCGAGGAUGGAAUUUUCCCGAGGAAAUUGACCCUCCUGUGCAGUUAAGUUAAGACUAAAAGGCCUGACCGCCGUGGCCGCGGGACAACAACGAUUCACUGACUGACGUGAGCACUGACACCUGUCUCUUACCUUCGUCUUUCAUAUUUAUAUUUUUGCACUUCCAAAAUGACUCUCUCAGCACAGGAGACGUGUUUUUUCGAACAUUUUAACAUCAGCUUUUAAAGACAGUGCUCACAUCAGCUGACAGGAGGACGACUUGAUCUGGAUUAAAAACCACAUCCUCCUCCUCCUCCUCCUCCUCCAUCGACUGAAGCUGUCCCGCUGUGGUUUGCGUUGUUGCUGCUGGGCCUCAGAUAUCUGUCAGUUUUUAUUUUUUUAUUCCUGAACUGCACUUCCAAGUAGUAAUACUUCUGAGGUUUUAUUUUUAAAAAGAAAUAUUUUUGCAUACUAUAAUUCCACUCACGUGCACGGACACGGUGGUCACGGAGAAUCUACUGCACUGACUUUGUUGAGUU
This is a messenger RNA of Cynoglossus semilaevis (tongue sole), 1861 nucleotides long. RefSeq names its product transforming growth factor, alpha (gene tgfa). Gene Ontology annotation, biological process: epidermal growth factor receptor signaling pathway; positive regulation of cell population proliferation; positive regulation of mitotic nuclear division. The coding region runs from base 395 to 1138 and encodes 247 amino acids. Gene Ontology annotation, molecular function: epidermal growth factor receptor binding; growth factor activity. NCBI's taxonomy places the organism in Eukaryota, Metazoa, Chordata, Actinopteri, Pleuronectiformes, Cynoglossidae. The transcript is spliced from 8 exons. The record is from RefSeq and is a predicted model, not a curated record.